This is a messenger RNA of Condylura cristata (star-nosed mole), 807 nucleotides long. RefSeq names its product gap junction protein, alpha 9, 59kDa (gene GJA9). The record is from RefSeq and is a predicted model, not a curated record. Gene Ontology annotation, biological process: cell communication. Gene Ontology annotation, cellular component: connexin complex. NCBI's taxonomy places the organism in Eukaryota, Metazoa, Chordata, Mammalia, Eulipotyphla, Talpidae.
AUGGGGGGCUGGAAUUUCAAACUUGGAGGCAUUCUGGAAGAAGUUCACAUUCACUCCACCAUAACUGGAAAGAUCUGGCUCGCAAUCCUGUUUAUAUUUCAAAUGCUUGUUCUGAGUAUAACAGCUGAAGAUGUCUGGAAUUAUGAGCAGUUUGGCUUCAUCUGUAAUACAGAACCUGGCUGCAGAAAUGUGGGCUACAACCAGGCCUUUCCUAUCUCUAGAAACUGGGUUUUGUAUGCGUUGUGUCUUCACCAUCUGUUUCACCUGGGCCACAUUGUAUACCAAGUCAGAGUUCUGGAUUUGGGUCAGAAAGCUCAACUAAGAACUGAGGAAGACAGAGUGUGAAAUGCCUGGAUAGAACUUUGCCAGCUUGAGCGAUGGAAAUGAAAUAAAGCUCUGCUCAGAGGAACAUUACUUUGUACUUGUGUGAUACAUUUCACUUGCUGUCUGGUAUAAGUUGUGCUCAUGAUUGGACAUUUUCUUUUAUAUAGAUUUUACUUAAUGCCUGCAUUUAAAUGUCACAGUCACCCAUGUCCAAAUGUAAUUGAUUGUUUUGACUCAAGAUCAACAGAAAAAACAAUAUCCCUGUUAUUUAUGCAAGUCAUAACUAGUGUUUCACUUUCCUUAAGUUUUCUAGAAAAUUUCCACUUAGGUUAAAAAAAAAAAAGGCUUGGGGGACAAUAUAAAUUGAAAGAUGAGUAUAAUUUAUUCCAUGUGAACAAUUUAUCAAAAGAGAAACUUGCCCAAUAUCAGAGCACAUCUGCAAAUUCAGAAGAGAGUCUCUUCUGUACCUGUGUAAUCUGUUAG